Dicrocoelium dendriticum is the source of this 213-nucleotide messenger RNA. NCBI's taxonomy places the organism in Eukaryota, Metazoa, Platyhelminthes, Trematoda, Plagiorchiida, Dicrocoeliidae. The record is from the annotation of a GenBank genome assembly.
AUGUAUAAAUCGUGUUCACUGGAAAUGAGAAACAGUUCCAAAGCACCUGAACAGAAGCUCGUAUUAUACCGUCUUGCAGCAAUGGAACCAUUUCACACAGUAGACCAGCCAUUUUAUCUUAAUUAUCACAGUCUUUUGGUGGAUAGUCUUAACUGGGCUCACUCCAGUUGCCUUUAUAAUGGUUAUAUUGACAAGCAACCGAAUACCGAAUAA